Messenger RNA from Lingula anatina, 5493 nucleotides. RefSeq lists its product as uncharacterized. Gene Ontology annotation, molecular function: metalloendopeptidase inhibitor activity; protease binding. Gene Ontology annotation, cellular component: extracellular matrix. The record is from RefSeq and is a predicted model, not a curated record. Gene Ontology annotation, biological process: negative regulation of membrane protein ectodomain proteolysis; negative regulation of endopeptidase activity. Lineage: Eukaryota; Metazoa; Brachiopoda; Lingulata; Lingulida; Lingulidae.
AUCACAGAGUCCUCAGUCACGACACCUACCUUCUAUAGCCUCACUGGGGACACCCUCAGCGUCUCUCACGCAUGCACGAACACAUUAGCAGAGGUGGUAGUAAUUCAAGCACGCACCCUGUGUUCUCUGUUCCCUCACAUACACUCUGGAAGAGGGUCUGGGAGAGCACGCGGCAUGGAGGAACCGUCCUGUCUUAGCACCGUGGAGCGGUAGGAGCCUGCAGCCAUGAGGUGGGACGCCGGCCUCGGGGUCCUACUACUGAUGCUAGCGGGAGUCUUAUUACUGCGCUGUGCCGAGGCCACGUAUUAUGACAGAAGAAGGACGAGUUACGGAAAUUGGUUCCAGAAGCUAAAACAUGGAUGUGUUUGUAGACGACCAGAUACAAGAGAGUCAUUCGACUGCCUUGGACACAAUCAUUUUGUGAUCAAGGCAAAGGUGAUGAAAUCCGCUGAGAGCCGUGACGUCAUCAAGCCUUCGGUUUCGUACCGACCUGCCGCCAAAUACCCUGUACAUAUACAACAUAUAUUCAAAGAUGUGUCUGGCAGUCUUGAGAAAGGUGACAAUUACGUGACGGCAAACAGAUCCUCUUUCGUCUGUGAUACUUAUUUAAUUACGGGAGAAGAAUAUUUACUAAAAGGGAAAUAUGUACGUGGUGAGUUGCGGCUCGGGAACAUGUGUGAGUAUGGCGGUCAGUGGGACAGUAUACCAAGGUCAAGGACGAACUAUCUCAUGUCACGGGGCACUUGUUCUUUAGCCGACAGACUGCAGCUGCCACCUGGUGGCGAGCUUAAAUCUAAAAACGAAACAAAAUUGGAUUCACACAAGAAAGUACCAAAUUCAGCAAACAAGAUGAAACCUAAAAAUGAACUAAAAUUGGACUCAUCCAAGAAAUCCCCUAGUUUAGCAAGCGAGUUGAAAUCUAAAAACGAAAGAAAAUUGGAACCACCCAAGAAAGCUCCAAGUUUACUGAGCGAAUUUAAAUCUAAAAACGUAACAAAACUGGUAUCAUCCGAGAUUGUUCCAAAGAAGACGUUGGGAUAUAUCAGGUUCGAGAAGCUGAAACAUGGAUGUGUUUGUAGACGACCUGACACAAGAAAAUCAUUCGACUGCCUUGGAAACAACCAUUUUGUGAUCAAGGCAAAGGUGAUGAAAUCCGCUGAGAGCCGUGACGUCAUCCAGCCCUCGGUUUCGUACCGACCGGCCGCUAAAUACCCUGUACAUAUACAACAUAUAUUCAAAGAUGUGUCUGGAAGUCUAGAGAAAGGUGAUAAUUACGUGACGGCAAACAGAUCCUCUUUCGUCUGUGAUACUUAUUUAAUUACUAGAGAAGAAUAUUUACUAAAAGGGAAAUAUGUGGGUGGUGAGUUGCGGCUCGGGAACAUGUGUGAGUAUGGCGGUCAGUGGGACAAGAUACCAAGGUCAAGGACGAUCUAUCUCAUGUCACGGGGCACUUGUUCCUUAGCCGACAGACUGCAGCUGCCAUCUGGUGGCCAGUUUAAAUCUAAAAACGAAACAAAAUUGGAAUUACCCCAGGAAGUACCAAGUUCAGCAAGCAAGUUGAAAGCUAAACACGAAACAAAACUGGUAACACCCAAGAAAGCUCCAAGUUCACUUAGCAAGAUGAAAUUUAAAAACGAAAGAAAAUUGGAACCACGCGAUAAAUAUCCCAGUUUAGUAAGCGAGUUGAAAUCUAAAAACGAAACAAAACUGGUAUCAUCCGAGAUCGCUCCAAGUUUAACAAAGGAGUUGAAACUUAAAAACGGAACAAAAUUGGAACCACCCAAGAUGACCCCUAAGAAGACGUUGGGAGAUGUCAGGUUCGAGAAGCUAAAACAUGGAUGUGUUUGUAGACGACCAGACACAAGAGAGUCUUUCGACUGCCUUGGACACAAUCACUUUGUGAUCAAGGCAAAGGUGAUGAAAUCCGCUGAGAGCCGUGACGUCAUCCAGCCCUCGGUUUCGUACCGACCUGCCGCUAAAUACGCUGUACAUAUACAACAUAUAUUUAAAGAUGUGUCUGGAAGUCUUAAGACAGGUGACAAUUACGUGAUGGCAAACAGAUCCUCUUUCGUGUGCGAUUCUUAUUUGAUUACUGGAGAAGAAUAUUUACUAAAAGGGAAAUAUGUGCAUGGUGAGUUGCGGCUCGGGAACAUGUGUGAGUAUGGUGGUCAGUGGGACAAGAUACCAAGGUCAAGGACGAACUAUCUCAUGUCACGGGGCAGUUGUUCCUUAGCCGACAAACUGCAGCUGCCAUCUGGUGGCCAGUUUAAAUCUAAAAACGAAAGAAAAUCGGAAUCACCCAAGAUCGCUCAAAGUUCAGCAAAGGAGUUGAAACUUAAAAACGAAGUGAAAUUGGACUCACCCAAGAAAGCCCCAAGUUCAGCAAGCGAGUUGAAAUCUAAAAAUGAAACAAAAUUGGAACCACCCAAGAAAGCUCCAAGUUUAGCAAGCGAGUUGAAAUCUAAAAACGAAACAAAACUGGUAUCAUCCAAGAAGGCUCAUAAGGAGACGUUGGGAGAGAAAGGGUUCGAGAAGCUAAAACAUGGAUGUGUUUGUAGACGACCAGACACAAGAGAAUCUUUCGACUGCCUUGGAGACAACCACUUUGUGAUCAAGGCAAAGGUGAUGAAAUCCGCUGAGAGCCGUGACGUCAUCCAGCCCUCGGUUUCGUACCGACCUGCCGCUAAAUACCCUGUGCAUAUAGAACAUAUAUUUAAAGAUGUGUCAGGAAGUCUUGAGACAGGUGACAAUUACGUGAUGGCAAACAGAUCCUCUUUCGUCUGUGAUACUUAUUUGAUUACGGGAGAAGAAUAUUUACUGAAAGGGAAAUAUGUGCGUGGUGAGUUGCGGCUCGGGAACAUGUGUGAGUAUGGCGGUCAGUGGGACAAGAUACCUAGGACAAGGACGAACUACCUCAUGUCACGGGGCACUUGUUCCAUAGCCGACAGACUGCAGCUGCCAUCUGGUAGCCAGUUUAAAUCUAAAAACGAAAGAAAAUUGGAAUCACCCAAGAUCGCUCAAAGUUCAGCAAAGGAGUUGAAACUUAAAAACGAAGUGAAAUUGGACUCACCCAAGAAAGCCCCAAGUUCAGCAAGCGAGUUGAAAUCUAAAAAUGAAACAAAAUUGGAACCACACAAGAAAGUUCUUAGUUUAGCAAGCAAGUUGAAAUCUAAAAACGAAACAAAACUGGUAUCAUCCAAGAAGGCUCAUAAGGAGACGUUGGGAGAGAAAGGGUUCGAGAAGCUGAAACAUGGAUGUGUUUGUAGACGACCAGACACAAGGGAAUCUUUCGACUGCCUUGGAGACAACCAUUUUGUGAUCAAGGCAAAGGUGAUGAAAUCCGCUAAGAGCCGUGACGUCAUCCAGCCCUCGGUUUCGUACCGACCUGCCGCUAUAUACGUUGUACAUAUACAACAUAUAUUUAAAGAUGUGUCUGGAAGUCUUGAGAAAGGUGACGAUUACGUGACGGCAAACAGAUCCUCUUUUGUAUGUGAUACUUAUUUAAUUACUGGAGAAGAAUAUUUACUAAAAGGGAAAUAUGUGCGAGGUGAGUUGCGGCUCGGGAACAUGUGUGAGUAUGGCGGUCAGUGGGACAAGAUACCUAGGUCAAGGACGAACUACCUCAUGUCACGGGGCACUUGUUCCAUAGCCGACAGACUGCAGCUGCCAUCUGGUGGGGAGUUUUACUCUAAAAAAGAAACAAAAUUGGGAUCUUUUAAGAAAGCUCCAAGUUUAACAAGCGAGUUGAAACCUAAAAACGCAAGAAAAUUGGAACCAGCUAAGAAAGCUUCAAGUUUAGUUAGCGGAUUUGUAUCUAAAAAUAAAACAAAAGUGACAUCAUCCAAGAUGGCUCCUAAUAAGACGUUAGGAGAGAAAGGGUUCGAAAAGCUGAAACAUGGAUGUGUUUGUAGACUACCAGACACAAAAGAGUCAUUCGACUGCCUUGGAGACAACCAUUUUGUGAUCAAGGCAAAGGUGAUGAAAUCCGCUGAGAGCCGUGACGUCAUCCAGCCCUCGGUUUCGUACCGACCUGCCGCUAUAUACCCUGUACAUAUACAACAUAUAUUUAAAGAUGUGUCUGGAAGUCUUGAGGCAGGUGACAAUCACGUGACGGCAAACAGAUCUUCUUUCGUCUGUGAUACUUAUUUAAUUACAGGAAGAGAUUAUUUACUUAAAGGGAAAUAUGUGCGUGGUGAGUUGCGGCUCGGGAACAUGUGUGAGUAUGGCGGUCAGUGGGACAGGAUACCAAGGUCAAGGACGAACUAUCUCAUGUCACGUGGCAGUUGUUCCUUAGCCGACAGACUGCAGCUGCCAUCUGGUGGCCAGUUUAAAUCUAAAAAAGAAACAAAAUUGGACUCACCCAAGAAAGUUUCAAGUUCAGCAAGCGAGUUGAAAUCUAAAAACGAAACAAAAUUGGUCUCACCCAAGAAAGCACCAAGUUCAGCAAGCGAGUUGAAAUCUAAAAACGAAAGAAAUUUGGAACCACCCAAGAAAGUUCCAAGUUUACUUGGCGAGUUUAAAUCUAAAAACGAAUCAAAACUGGUAUCAUCCAACAUGGCUCCUAAGAAAACGUCGGGAGAUAUCAGGUUCCAAAAGCUGAUACAUGGAUGUGUUUGUAGACGACCAGACACAAGAGAGUCUUUCGACUGCCUUGGAGACAGCCAUUUUGUGAUCAAGGCAAAUGUGAUGAAAUCCGCUGAGAGCCGUGACGUCAUCCAACCCUCGGUUUCGUACCGACCUUCCGCUAAAUACCCUGUACAUAUACAACAUAUAUUCAAAGAUGUGUCUGGAAGUCUUAAGAAAGGUGACAAUUACGUGACGGCAAACAGAUCCUCUUUCGACUGUGAUACUUAUUUAAUUACUGGAGAAGAAUAUUUACUAAAAGGGAAAUAUGUGCGUGGUGAGUUGCGGCUCGGGAACAUGUGUGAGUAUGGCGGUCAGUGGGACAGGAUACCAAGGUCAAGGACGAACUAUCUCAUGUCACGUGGCAGUUGUUCCUUAGCCGACAGACUGCAACUGCCAUCUAGUGGCAAGUUUUUAUCUAAAAACGAAACACAACUGACAAUACCCAAGUUAGCUCCAAGCUUAGUUAGCCAGUUUAAAACUAAAAACAAAACAAAAUUAGUAUCACCCAUAAUAGCUCAAAGUUUAGUUACCAAGUUUAAAUUAAAAAACAAAGUAAAAUGGGAACCAACCAAGAACAUGCCAAGUUUUGCGACUAAGCGCAAAGUCCAGCCAUUAAUCUGGGGUCGGUAAUGAUAAUACCGGAGUUCCGUAUGCGGUGACAGAAAUUAUCCACUGACAUUUGCUCUUUAGAUCUGUCAAAGUAUACGUACAGUCCAUUACUUCCUAUAUUCCUUUUUUUCAUAAUUUAUUUAUUGCCCUUCAUAAUUUAUUGCAGAACAUUUUUUCAUGUUUUCUUUUUGUUUUUUGUGUGCAUUUGUGUUUUAGGAGUUAUCUAUUAACUUAUCUGCUGUAUAUUGUUUUCGUUAC